GAGAAAUCAAGAGAUUCAGACAGUUCAAAUGAGUAUAAAGAUUUAUUACAAGUUUAAGAUCUCUACAAGAAUCUAAACUACUAAUGGUCAAGGAAAAUUAGCAGGAGUUAAGAAUAGAAAGAAAUUCAAGGUCGGUCACCUUCAUGAAUGCCUCCAGAGUUGCUGAAUUCACCUUCUUGGGUCUUUCCAGAUCUCGACCCAUCCAACUCCUUCUAACUGUCUUGGUCAUGAUGUGUUAUAUUGCCACACUGUUGGGUAACAUUCUCGUAAUAUUGACGGUACAUGUAGAUCCACGUCUUCUAAAGCUGCCCAUGUACUUUUUCUUAGCGAAUUUAUCCAUCAUCGAUGCUGCUUUGGGUUCAGUGGUGGUUCCCAAGGUGGCAACAGACCUGAUUGUCUGUGGCAGGACAAUCUCAUUUGCAGGCUGUAUGUCCCAGAUCUUUUUCCUACACUUCCUUGGAGGUUCAGAGAUGUUCCUCCUUACCCUCAUGGCCUACGAUCGCUAUGUGGCCAUUUGCCAUCCAUUGUCAUACACAAUCAAGAUGAACCGGCCACGCUGCAUUAGAUUGCUGUGUUGGUGUUGGGCUGGAGGCUUCCUUCACUCUGGCAGUCAGCUGUUCCUGGUCCUGCAGCUCCCAUUCUGUGGGCCAAAUGAAGUGGACAAUUUCUUUUGUGAUGUUCCACAGAUUGUCAAACUGGCUUGUGUUGAUACCCGAGUGACUGAGAUACUCUUGUUGGCGAAUAGUGGUCUGCUGUCCCUGAUGUGCUUCAUCAUUUUGCUGAUCUCCUAUGCCAUCAUCUUGACCACACUCCAAGGACAUUUCAAAGAGAGUGGAGGGAAGGCUCUGUACACCUGCAGCGCUCAUUUAACAGUAGUCAGCCUCAUUUUUGUACCAUGUCUCUUUGUGUACCUUGUCCCCCUGUUUAACACCAGUAUGAACAAAACGGCUUCCAUAUUCUACACAAUAGUCACUCCUCUUCUCAAUCCUAUCAUAUACACCUUAAGAAACCGAGAUAUGAGGGAGGCUAUGAGCCAAGUACCCAGAAAAUAUAUAUUUCCCAUUGUUGCACCACAGAAGAAAACUUAGGACUAAUUGGUUUACAAAUCUUUGGGUGAGGUGAGGCUGAUGGCUCACUUUUGGGAGCUGAAAGUGAAUAUUUCUUUAUGCAAAUAAAUAUGUAGAUAUGGAAACCCAUAUAUUUUUAAAAUCUCGAUCUGGUGUAGUUUUAAUGCCUUAAUAUUUUAAUUAUUUUUCUAUUUGCUUUAUAACUGGAAAGCCACCCAGAGUCACCUUUCAUGGGAGAUAGAUGGAAUAAAAAUUAAUUAAUUAAUUAAUUAAUUAAAUCCCCUGGACUCCCUCAGAUGGAGCACAUUCAGAGUUUUCAGAGGCAAUUCCCCCACCUUCCUUGGCAUAUCAGAAACUAAUCACGAAUAAACCUUUUGCUGCAAAUUGCCACAAUUUUUAAACAUAUUUGAUUUACAUUUAAUCACAAUAUUGUCAUGUGUCUAUAAUUAUCUAGAUGUUACAAAUGAUGGCUUGAUUACAGUUAUUCAAUAAAGUAGUAUUCCCCGUUA
Molecule: messenger RNA, 1576 nt
Organism: Crotalus tigris (Tiger rattlesnake)
Lineage: Eukaryota; Metazoa; Chordata; Lepidosauria; Squamata; Viperidae
Product: olfactory receptor 4Q3-like
Exons: 2
Coding region: 144-1088 (314 amino acids)
Biological process (GO): G protein-coupled receptor signaling pathway
Cellular component (GO): membrane
Molecular function (GO): G protein-coupled receptor activity; olfactory receptor activity
Source: RefSeq, a predicted model, not a curated record